This is a messenger RNA of Penicillium hordei, 468 nucleotides long. RefSeq names its product feruloyl esterase. The coding region runs from base 1 to 468 and encodes 155 amino acids. The transcript has a single exon. The record is from RefSeq and is a predicted model, not a curated record. NCBI's taxonomy places the organism in Eukaryota, Fungi, Ascomycota, Eurotiomycetes, Eurotiales, Aspergillaceae.
AUGAAAAGCCUUGUGGGAAGUUUAUACGGCCGUGAUCCCAAGUACUCCUAUUGGAGUGGUUGUUCUCAAGGCGGUAGACAAGGUCUUAUGCUUGCACAGCGAUAUUCAAAUGCAUACGACGGGAUCGCGGCUUCGGCCUCUGCUUUCUUGUGGAUCGAGCCCGCCUCGUCUUCGCAUGAUCCAGUCCUAGAAGGUUGGACAGGUGCGUCUUCGGCACCUUUAGCGUGCGAGUUGGAUUUCAUCACAGCCCAGGUUAUCGCAGAGUGCGAUCCCAAGGACGGCGUUGUCGAUGGAGUUAUCUCUGAUAUGGACUCGUGUAAUUUCGAUGCACUUUCCUCUGUGAACAAAACAUUCCACUGCUCAUCCAGCAACAAAAUAAUGCCGAUCAGCAAGAUCGCUGCGCUGGUUGCCAAUGCCGCUUGGUCAGGACCUCGAACCGCCGAUGGCGAAUUCCUUUGGUAUGGAUAA